AUGUCUGUGAACAGCAGCUCUGUGGCUGAAGACCAGUCCAAAGCAAACUGCACCGAUGCUCGUGAGUGGGUCUACAGCUUUGUCCCGGUGUACAUCCUGUCCAUCUCCGUGCUGGGAAUGGCGUUGAACAUCUUUGUUCUGAUGGUUUUCAUCCUCCAUAAGAAGUCCUGCUCCGUGGCUGAGAUCUACAUGGGAAACCUGGCUGCUGCUGACUUGCUUCUGACCUCCUUCUUGCCUUUCUGGGCUGUUAGUGGUUGGAAUCGGUUCGAGUGGAAGUUUGGUCUCGCUAUGUGCAAAAUCGUCAAUGUGGCGAUUCCGAUGAACGUCUACUGCAGCAUCUACUUCCUGAUUCUGGUCAGCAGCGAUCGGUACCUGGCUCUGGUCCACCCGCUGUCUCAUCAAAAACUGCGUCGGCCAAAAUGUGCUAAAAUUUCUUGCGUCCUGGUUUGGAUUCUGGGUUUCCUUCUCAGUCUUCCGAAGCUCAUCAACCGGACUGUGGAAGGGUUCAAUUGUCAGGAAAAACACCUAGUCAUAUCUCUCAUAAGCGACAUCAUGUUUUUGGUGUUUGGGUUUUUUAUUCCCAUUUCAAUCAUCCUGUUCUGCACCAUCAAGAUUCUCCAAACUCUAGGAAGCAGAUUUAUGGAAGAGGAAAAAGCAAAGAGGAAGGAUAGGAAGGCCACCACUUUGGUCCUGGCCGUCUUGCUGGCAUUCCUGAUCUGCUGGGUUCCAUUUUAUCUGAUCAAGAUACCAUCCCUGCUCAACGAUUAUGGUUACCUGCAGGACUGUAACUCUAGAAUCAUCAUGUUCUACUGUGGGCAGAUCUUCAUGUACCUAGGCAUCUUCAACAGCGUUCUUAAUCCGAUUCUCUACGUCAUUGUUGGGAAAAACUUUAGAGAGAAAGUUAGGGAGCUCUUCACGCAGUGGAACCACCAGAGAAGUUCCACCAUCGGCCUAACAUCUGCAAGUACAAAGUUUUUAAGAAGUGUUAAACCCCAACAUACCAACUUGUAUGUGUGUCAAAAGCAACUCGGUUAAAAUAUUAUCAUAUUUCUGUCGAAAUUUCAUAUCCUGGCUCCAGUUUUAUAUCUUUCUUUAUCAGCUGCUGAACAGUUGAUCAGUGAGACGAUUGCUCAACAGUUCUAGAAGAAUCCUCCAGAAAUCAGGGGAAGAACAUCAUCUGGUUCCUCUAAUUCAUCACAAACAGAAGCUAACAUUGAAGA
Cyprinodon tularosa is the source of this 1220-nucleotide messenger RNA. Its product is annotated as B2 bradykinin receptor-like. The transcript is spliced from 2 exons. Gene Ontology annotation, biological process: G protein-coupled receptor signaling pathway; immune response; neutrophil chemotaxis. NCBI's taxonomy places the organism in Eukaryota, Metazoa, Chordata, Actinopteri, Cyprinodontiformes, Cyprinodontidae. The coding region runs from base 1 to 1035 and encodes 344 amino acids. Gene Ontology annotation, cellular component: membrane. The record is from RefSeq and is a predicted model, not a curated record. Gene Ontology annotation, molecular function: bradykinin receptor activity.